Messenger RNA from Lecanosticta acicola, 579 nucleotides. NCBI's taxonomy places the organism in Eukaryota, Fungi, Ascomycota, Dothideomycetes, Mycosphaerellales, Mycosphaerellaceae. The record is from the annotation of a GenBank genome assembly.
AUGGUCCGCCCUCUGUGGGCUUUGGGGCUUGCUGCUGCUAUGGUGGAGGCGCAGCUGAACAGGACCAUCUCUUUCGAUACCUCGUACCAGCCAAUCGACGAUACUGGAUUCACACUGGCCGUUGUUCCUGGAGUCCUUCACGAGAGCUCUCCACUCCUCCAACCCACCAAGCUCGUGCGUCGCAAGAAGAUCGAGGUCGUGGUUGCUGUCGCGGUCGUAGCCACUGCCGGCUUCAAUGCCAUAAUUUCUGCAAACUCAGGUUUCGACUUGUACAAUAGCAUUGCGGCGAAGAUAUCGAAGAAGUCAGACAACAACGCUUGCACUCUUACCUACGGGACCGAUGCAGACGACGGCUAUUAUGUUGGCUAUGCCUAUAGAGCUACGACGACCGGAACCAACUGUGACACCACUGCCAUCGAAAAGACCGUCCAAAACGCAGUUUACGAAUGCGCCAAUAAGCUUCAUAGUGCUGGAGUCAUCACAGGUUGUUGUCAAUUUAGUCAUGGGGGCACCUGGACUGGACAUCUUCGUUUAACCAACGCGCCGGACCGGUUUCCUGCCACCUAUGUGAACUGCUAG